AAGAAUCUGUCAAACUCAAACUCAGUGUGGUCAAAAUCUUUUUUACCUAACGAUUUCAUACAAUAAAAUACAAAAUAUUUUAUUGAUAUAAAAUUCAAUGCAUAAUUAAAAGCUACAAAAAUGUGUCUUUUCAUCACCGAUCAUAACACCUGUUUAUAUUCGGGACUGUCAUGUAUAUUUUUAACAUUUACUUAUGUUGGCAGUUUAUACAUUUGGAGAUCCCAGCUGAGCAGAGACCACCCAAUAACAAUCAAAAGGAGAUUUUUUAGUGUGUUCUGCAUGAUGAUGAUUGCUCCAAUCUUCACGUAUAACCUGGUGAAAGAGGAAACAUUGGAAAGGGGGAGCCUCUUAGAAUAUAUGGGCUUUCGAUUCUCAGGAAUGAUAUCUGCAUUAAUAAUUCCAUUACUAUUGACUGCCACUUUAUUUUUGGGACCACUGACUAUGCACUUUUUUGCUGGCACAUGGAAGCUGUAUAUGGAUCCAGUGAUUUGGAUAUUGAGUUUUCAAGAUCUAGUGUGGUUGCGCAAUCACAUAAUGGCACCAAUAAGUGAGGAGUGGGUAUUCAGAUCAUGUAUGAUGCCAUUGCUGCUUCAGUGCUUGGAACCUCUCACUGCUGUGUUCACUGGACCGUUCCUGUUUGGUAUUGCCCAUUUCCAUCACUUGCAUGAGCUAUUGACUGGAGGACAUACCAUUAGAUCUGCGUUUUUUACGUCACUAUUUCAAUUUUCGUUUACAACUGUAUUUGGUGCUUAUUCGGCAUACCUAUUUUUACGUACUGGUCAUUUCUUCGCUCCGCUCGUCGCCCACAUAUUUUGCAACCACCUUGGUUUCCCGAAUUUCUUCGAAGUGCUUCGCUUUCCGCUGAUGCAAAGGAUCGUCAUUGUAUUCAAUUACUUCCUUGGCCUGUUCCUUUGGGUUUACUGGCUCGUGCCAUUGACCAGCCCCUUCAUUUACGACAACAGGCUGGAAUUGUUGACUUGACUUUGCACACCUUACUAAAGCGAUUUUAAUUUUUUUUUAAAGGAAAUAUAAACGUCUAUGGGCAAAGCCUCAUUAGUGCGUUGUGUUACAUCGCAUCGUAGCGACGGAUCAACGCAUUGUAUUCCACACCUAUGUGUACCAACAAUGCGUCGGAACAACCACUCUUCCCCGCUUCGUCUCUAGUCGGUCUUUCCGUUGAAACUUUGCGUACGACGACGCAACGUCGCAUAAAGGCAUGUCAUCUAGGGGGUAACCUCUGGAUCUGCUGAACUGAUUUUAAAAAUUGUUUUACCACUAGAAAGCCACGUUAUGUGUGAGUGUCUUGGGCUAUAUUUUAUCCCCGUAUUCUCACGGGAACGGCAACUACGCGGGUGAAACCGCGGGGCGUCGGCUUGUUUCAAAUAUAUGGAAAACGUCGCAUCGUCGACGUUGCAACGUAACGCAACACACUAAUGAGGCAGAAGGCUUAUGGAGUUAUUUACAUUAUGUUGUUUUCGUCUUUUGUUGUCAAUGGUUUGUUGAUCUGUAAUUUUUUAAAAUCAAGUAUAAUUUACCAUAUUCCCGGGUAAUACGCAGGGUGUGUUUAUUUAGUUAAUCUAUAAUUAAAGUGACCAUGUUAUGUAACUUGUCAUGUUACAAUUUUUUCAUGAAAUGUUACAUAGUAUCGAAAAUCAUUAUAUUUAUUUAUAUUUAAGGUUACCAUUUACUAAAAUAAGAUUUUAUUUUAUCAUGCUGUAAAACUAAAGGUUAUUUUAUUGCACAAGUACUAAACAAGAAAUUGCUUUUAAAAGUCUCACCUGGAAUUUUUUUUUGAAAAACUAAUUCUGUUUUGUCAAUCUAAUUGAUUAAGUAUAACUAUAUACAUAAGAUAUAAAGUGUUAAGUCGAUAAAAGAUUUAGUGUAGGUACUUUUUUUUACACUAAAACUUGAAGAUUGAUUUUAUAUGAAAAACCAUAAUUACACAACUUCGAAGUUUGUUUACAGGAAGUCAGCACACUUCUCCAUGUUAUUGAGAAAUGUCUAUGUAUACUCAGAGGCACAAUUAUCUGCCAUCUUUGAUAUGACGCGAGUAUAUUAAAAUGGGCGGAUAAUUGUGCCCCUGAGUAUGUAAUCUAGGUUUCAUAUAUUUCAUUUUAUUGGGUAACGAUUUUUAUUAUGGACAUAAAUUGUAUUGUAAGUAUACAAUAAUAUCUCGACUAUUUUAGAUUUAACUACGAGUAGUUAGUCAUUAUACUAUAUUCAAUAUUCAGUAUUUAUUGUCUGUAUACAGUUUUUAUAUAAAUAAGUUUAAUUUUACAUACAUUUUUGAUAACCUCACUUGUCUGUGCCAUAAUAUUAGUUCUUAAAAUGAGUGUUGCCAGCAAUUUCGCUUUUGUGUGUUUGGAGCUUUUUUACACAGGACCUGUAGCCUUGUGGCACGUCGAUUCUAUUUCUACAAACGCUAACGAUUCGAAAAUUUACAAAUGUAAGUAUGGGAAUGAUGGCAUUCACUAUCGACAGGUCACGUGAUCAAGUUGUCGAUCGAAUCGGUCGGAAAUGUAUGGGAAUACAUUUUGUUAGUUUUCGAAGCGUUAGCGUUUGUAGAAAGAUAAUCGACGUGUGAAUUGGCUAAGGCCCAGGGAUAUUUAGUACGUAAUAUAAACGAUCAUCACAGACUUUCGCACGUAAGCUACUUUGUUAUACUUGUGUAUACUACUGAAAAAAAAUGAACUUUUUGGAAAUCCCACAGGAACCAUGGAAUUUCCAUGAAUAAAAAUUAGCCCAGGUCCUGCUCUAGGGUCAAUUGGAUCUUGGAGCAGAACUUGGGCUACUAUGUCUACCAAAUUUCGUCCAAAUGGUUUCAGUGGCUUAACCCAGAAAAGGUAACAGACAGACAGACAUACCUACACAUUUAUAAUAUUAGUAUGGAUAUAAGUUGUUCAUCAGAUGAACUGCAGAAUUUGGAGCUAUGUGUUUGCAAUAUAUUAAGUAGGUAUUUGAUGUUUUGCUUCGGUUGACCGACCAAUGUUACCUCAACUUUUUCAAUUUUGUACAUAUUGCUCGAAACGUUCCUUGAUCACAGUUUUGAUAAUUCCUAACCUAUAACAACUAAGUAGUAUUACUUAUUACCUGUAGGUAUUUUGUAAGGUAUAUCAUUAAAUUGUACUUUAUAUUAUGUAAUAUCUUGUUAUGCCGGCCACACACGGUCAAGUAGCUCUGCAGCGUGUAAGAGCGUGGGGCACGAUGUCGUCUUACAUAGAAAUAUCUGUGGUAUGUCACAAAACGCGGUCUGGCGCCGCACCGGACUUGCAACCACCGAGACGAGGCGGGGAGGGGUGAAUGAGUUGCGACGUCGGAGCGGCACCGCUCAGUUGUUUAUGCGUCACAACAUUACUUUAUUAACAGACUGUCCAACGCUGCUACGGCGGCGCUGCGACAUAACAACGUUGCGGCGUCGCACCGCUUGUGUGUCCGCUGAUACGGUGAAAUCUUUGCGUUGCGGCGGCGGUGCGGCGCCGGAGCGAUGUCGCUGCAUCGUCUUAUAUAGAAAUAUCUGAGGCAUGUGACAAGAUGCGUUCCGGCGCCGCACUGGACUUGCAACCACCGAAACGAGGCGGGGAGGGGUGAAUGCGUAACGACGUCGGAGCGGCACCGCUCAGUUGUCGAUGAGAAUCGAUAUUCUCAUCGAUAUCGUCAUUAGUGGUUACGCUUACGGGCUUUGUGGACGUCAUCAGGGUGAAAUGCGAGCACAACACACAAUAGUCACGGUUUUACACUAGGUACUUAAAUUCACACUUUGUUUACACUUUAUUCAGACUUUAUAGUAAUUUCGAGAAAAAGACAAUUAAAACCGAGCAGCGAGAGCGAGUGUUACGUAGUUCAAUUUAACAACCAAUAUUCGUAAUUUAUUAGAUUUAAUUCAAAAUGUAACAAAUCAAAUAAAAUAAAAUUAGGACUUUUAAAAGCAUUCAAAAUGUAAACCGACAUUGUACGUUAUGCAUUCAAGCAACAAUCAACUCGACCAGUAACUUCCUCCGACGUAUAUAUUAGCAGCGCUGUAUAACUGACGCGUCUGUGGCCGGUGUAUGAUAGUGUGUAAGCGAGUAGUAUCAGGAUUUGUUAGAAUUUAAUGUAUUGUGCGGGUCUACGAAAUAAGCACACCUACGGCUCAACUCUCGUGACUUUGUAAAUCCUACUUUCUGAUGGGUACGGGGACUCCUUUACGUUUUAUAUGGGCGCCAAGAGAUAAUUUGUCGUACCUACAUAUAUCCGUCUAACUAAAGUAAUGACAUAAAUAUCGCUCUCUAUCUGCGAUGGAUGGAAUGUAUCCUGAAAGCCGAAUGGAUAUGACCUCUGCCUUCGAUUAUGCGAGCGUAGGUUCGUCUCUGGUCUGGGGUAUGCACCUUAAAAUUUUCAGUUAUGUGCAUUUAAAGAAAUUCAACAUCACGUGUCUUAAACAUCGUGUGUGAAGGAAAACAUCAUGAGCAAUCCAAAAGGUGUGCACACCUGAGAAUUUUCUUAGUUCUCUACAUGUUUGAAGUCUGCCAAUCCGCAUUGGACCAGUGAGGUGGACUGUUGGCCUAAUUCUCUUUCUGAGUGUCGCAUAUAUUAUUUACGACUAUAUAUUUACUUGGACAAAAUUCAUUAUCAGCCUAUUUUAACGGCCUACUAAAGAGCCAUGUCUCCCUCCAUAUGGGGGAGGAUAUGGGACUUGGACCCAUUACGCUGCUUCAACGUAGGUUGACACAAAGUUUCUCGACCUUUUGCCAUGCGGGUUUUUAGUCAUGACCUUUGGUAUGUGAAACGUGGUUUCCCAGGAAUUCACGGAGUUGAGCACUUUUUUUAACUUCUUUAAUUAAUGACCCAAGUUGGUAACUUUGCUUAACCACGUCUAGUCUCUUAUUACUCGUAUAUAGCAAUCUACGGUCAAACCGUAUCUAACUUACGAUCAAUUUCAUUCUUAUUAUUUCUUAUUCUUAUUAUUGAGAUUACAUUACUAGAUAAAUUAAGAAAAUGGCCAUGUUGCGAAAUAUAACAAACAAAUUUCUUCAAUUAUCAUAUUGGAGCCGUAAAAGCCCAGUGGAUAUGAAGUCUGCCUCUGAAUACGGAGGAUGUGGGUUCGAAUCCUGUCCGGGGGAAUGCAUCCCCAACUUUUCAGUUGUGUGCAUUUUAAGAAUUUAAAUAUCGCGUGUCUCAAACGGUGAAGGCAAAUAUCGUGAGGAUACCUGCUUACCAGAGAUUUUUCUUAAUUAUCUGCGUAUGUAAAGUCUGCCAAUCCGCAUUGGGCCAGCGUGGUGGACUAAGGCCUAAAGAGGAGACUCGAGCUCAGCAGUAAGCCGAAUAUGGGUUGAUAAUCAUGAUGAACAUAUUGAAGAAUAUUAGCUUUUUAGCAACCUGACGCCCUCUAUUCAGGAUUUUUAGUCUCCGUUUUUCCAGGCCAAGGUCAGAAUAAUGAUUGGCAAAAAAUAAUAUUAGGUAUAUACUUAUACCUGCUAAAAGCAAAGCUACCGAACUUAAAAUUAACUUUCUACUAGUCAAUUGAUGUAACUUAGGAUAACCUACUGUGUGUAUAAUUUGAAAUGUAUCGCGUGUCAAGUUUUUUGUAAUUUGUAUUACAUAAUAAGUUCUAAAUGUAAUGAAUUCUCAAAAAGACAACCAUUUAUCACC
This is a messenger RNA of Bicyclus anynana (squinting bush brown), 5628 nucleotides long. It is a transcript of the gene Sras, whose product is annotated as CAAX prenyl protease 2. The transcript has 6 exons. Gene Ontology annotation, cellular component: endoplasmic reticulum membrane. The record is from RefSeq and is a predicted model, not a curated record. Gene Ontology annotation, molecular function: metalloendopeptidase activity. The coding region runs from base 121 to 981 and encodes 286 amino acids. Lineage: Eukaryota; Metazoa; Arthropoda; Insecta; Lepidoptera; Nymphalidae. Gene Ontology annotation, biological process: CAAX-box protein processing.